Messenger RNA from Spodoptera litura, 745 nucleotides. RefSeq names its product macrophage mannose receptor 1-like. NCBI's taxonomy places the organism in Eukaryota, Metazoa, Arthropoda, Insecta, Lepidoptera, Noctuidae. The record is from RefSeq and is a predicted model, not a curated record.
UCAGAGUACGAAUACAAUGAACAGUUCGGUAGAUGUUACAAGUUCCACCUGAAUCCAUUGAACUGGACUGAUGCUUACGCUGUGUGCAGCGCUGAGCAGUCGUAUCUCGCUGUUAUCAACACGCAGGAAGAGGCUAAUUAUCUCGUGGCCCUGACAGAAUCGAAGCCUAAGGACAGGGUACCAGGAAACUUCAUGAGAGGAGCUGUUCAUUUGGGCUUCCAUAACAGAGCCAAUGAGGGUUGGCAAGCUGUUAGAGGUACAGCAUUAGAUGACACUGGAUACACAUGCUGGGGAACAAAUCAGCCUGAUGGCGGUGAUCUGGAGCAAUGUGGUUCCAUGUUCUACAAUGGACUACUAAAUGACAUAAGUUGUGAUACAAGAUCCUUUUUUAUCUGUGAACAUGAGGUAGAUACCCUAAGCUCUUCAUUAGAUGAUCGUUUCGGAGAGACCGUCGUUUGAUCCUAACUAGAUUUUAAACGUAAAUCAUUUUGACUGGUUCUAUUCACAGUACUCUUCGUUUAAGAUUUCAGUCUCAAGUCAAGUCAGUUUUUCCAUUUGAUGCAAUUAUUAUUUACUUGAAUUAGUACUAAAAGUUUAUGUACAGUGAGCAGCAGGUCCACCUGUCAAAUUUCUAUAUUCGAUUUAGAACUCUAUUGUUUAGAUAAAAAGUCGAAAAAUUGAAAAUUUGUAGUAUGUUUAAUGUAUAAUAACUAUCGUGAGACAUACUUAAUUAACUAAAAAUCGU